AGAAAUAAAGACAUAAAGAAGAUAAUCGAUAAAGACACGCCAUUUUUCCUCCUUUCUCGACGACGUGUCCGCCAUUAUGGUCUAAAAAAAAAAGUCAUUAGCUAAUCUUCGUUCCAGCAUUCAGAAAUCAAGUGGGAAAAUGUCCGCGAGACCGGAGGAACUUUGCGGAGUGAAGGAGGAGCCCCCAUGUCACCGACACUCGACUGUGUGCAAAUUAAUGCGCGCUAAGGUUGUUCUUCACAGACUAGAAGAUCUAUACGUCAGCCAAGCCCGUUAUUCUGAGCACCUGGAGUCUGCAUGCAUCAAGGACGAGGAAGAAGAGUGGUCAUCCAUUAAGGAAGCGUUGAUACACAUGAAAGAAAGAAAGCUGGCCAAUGCGCGGGGUCUGAAAGGCAAAUUGUUGUUGGAUUGUCUUUAAAUAUCCACUACUUUUUGAGCAGAAUUCUAGCUUUGUAUAGGCUAAUGUUAAUUAAUGUUGCUAUUGUUGAAAGCACAAAGGUGUGUAAUAAACAACUAGCACAUUUAUAUUUUGCAUUUUGUUUUCUUACUGUACCGAAAACGAACCGUCUAACUGCUCGUUAACACUUUAUUUCUAAUCAGCCAAUCACAUGGCGGCAACUCAGUGCAUUUAGGCAUGUAGACAUGGUUUAAGACAAUCUCCUACAGUUCAAACCGAGCAUCAGUAUGGGGAAGAAAGGUGAUUUGAUUGACUUUGAACGUGGCAUGGUUGUUGGUGCCAGAAGGGCUAGUCUGAGUACUUCAGAAACUGCUGAUCUACUGGGAUUUUCACGCACAACUCUCUCUAGGGUUUACAGAGAAUGGUCCGAAAAAGAAAAAAUAUCCAGUGAGCGGCAGUUCUGUGGGCGGAAAUGCCUUGUUGAUGCCAGAGGUCAGAGGAGAAUGGCCAGACUGGUUCGAGCUGAUAGAAAGGCAACAGUGACUCAAAUAACCACCCGUUACAACCAAGGUAGGCAGAAGAGCAUCUCUGAACGUGCAGUACGUCGAACUUUGAGGCUUAUGGGCUACAGCAGCAGAAGACCACGCCGGGUGCCACUCCUUUCAGCUAAGAACAGGGAAAUGAGGCUACAAUUUGCACAAGCUCAUCGAAAUUGGACAAUAGAAGAUUGGAAAAACGUUGCCUGGUCUGAUAAGUUUCGAUAACUGCUGCAACAUUCGGAUGGUAGGGUCAGAAUUUGGCGUCAACAACAUGAAAGCAGUGAUCCAUUCUGCCUUGUAUCAACGGUUCAGGCUGGUGGUGGUGGUGUAAUGGUGUGGGGAAUAUUUUCUUGGCACUCUUUGGGCCCCUUGGUACCAAUGGAGCAUCGUUGGAAUGCUACAGCUUACCUGAGUAUUUUUGCUGACCAUGUCCAUCCCUUUAUGACCACGAUGUACCCAACUUCUGAUGGCUACUUUCAGCAGGAUAAUGCGCCAUGUCAUAAAGCUGGAAUCAUCUCAGACUGGUUUCUUGAACACAACAAUGAGUUCACUGUACUCAAAUGGCCUCCACAGUCACCAGAUCUCAAUCCAAUAGAGCAUCUUUGGGAUGUGGUGGAACGGGAGAUUCGCAUCAUGGAUGUGCAGCCGACAAAUGUCAGAUGUCAUUAAGUGUUAUCCGGGAAUUUAUGUAACUACUGUAACUUUGACAUCGAUUCAAAAGUGAGAUCAUUUCCCGGAUGACACAAAAUGAUAUCUGUCAUAAAAGCAAAAAAAAAAAAAAAACGUGCAGUUAGCAUACAUUUUACAUAAAUAUUGUGAACUAUGAUGCAUGUCAGUCAGCAAAUGGAGCGGCGGCCUUUGUAAACAAAGAGCUUUUUCAAUUGAAAAUUCUUGUUAAUAAAUGCUUAAAUCCCUGAAUUCUUUAUAAAUAUGGAUGUAAAACGGUCUUGAUUCUUGAUUAAAAGCAAAAAAAAAAAAAAAACGUGCAGUUAGCAUUUAUUUUACGUAAAUAUUGCGAACUAUGACGCCAAUGCUGCUUUCUCCUAUUGAUUUUUUUCACAACAUUUCAAAAGGCAUGCAUGGUUCGAAGAAAAUAAUAAUUACCUUGAAUGCUUGAGCAAAUCACUACUAAGUCAGAAAAUCACUACUAAGACAUGUUUUCCUCAUUUUGAAUCCUGCAGCUCAUAGUCCAAUGCGGCUUAUUUGUCGAUUUAUUGGGUUCGUUUUAGGUCUGUCCCAGACGACAAUUUUUUUCCCGAUUAGUCAGCAGAUUUUUUUUAAUGAUUAGUCACCUAUUCUAAUAGUUAUAUAUUUUUAUUAAAGAUGCACCGAUACCGAUACUAGUAUCGGCAGGGGGCGCCAAUCCGGCCCGAAAUGGUGGUAUCGGUAUCGGCGAGUACCAACAAA
Molecule: messenger RNA, 2343 nt
Organism: Corythoichthys intestinalis (scribbled pipefish)
Lineage: Eukaryota; Metazoa; Chordata; Actinopteri; Syngnathiformes; Syngnathidae
Product: gastrula zinc finger protein XlCGF57.1-like
Exons: 3
Coding region: 140-418 (92 amino acids)
Biological process (GO): regulation of transcription by RNA polymerase II
Cellular component (GO): nucleus
Molecular function (GO): DNA-binding transcription factor activity, RNA polymerase II-specific
Source: RefSeq, a predicted model, not a curated record